Messenger RNA from Chanos chanos (milkfish), 1644 nucleotides. RefSeq names its product piggyBac transposable element-derived protein 4-like. The coding region runs from base 1 to 1644 and encodes 547 amino acids. Lineage: Eukaryota; Metazoa; Chordata; Actinopteri; Gonorynchiformes; Chanidae. The transcript has a single exon. The record is from RefSeq and is a predicted model, not a curated record.
AUGAUUCGGAGUGUGCGACAUACCCCACAGCAAGAGCUGGAGCUGCUGUGUGAUAUUAACGAGAUGGAAUCGGAGGGCGAACAAUGUGAGGUGUCGGAUGGAGAUGACGAGAGCGAGUGCGGAAGCGAAUUCAAUCUGAACCUUGAAUCUGAUUCAGGUUCAGAAUCGGACUCUGAAAUUGAGUGUGCUGGGGACUCAUUUCAAGAGGCUAGAGAUGGCACAGUAUGGGCUGAACAAACUGCUGGCAACCCUCGGGGGAGAGCGCGAGAGUCCGAUAUAAUGAGAGAAACCCCUGGGCCCACGUGCUAUGCCAAGGACAAUAUCACAAGUCCACUGAGCAGUUUACUGUGCUUGAUCGACACAGAAAUGUGGGGAAAGAUUCGAAAAUACACUCAAGCGGAAGCGGAUCGAAAUUAUGCUGAUAAAUUCAAACUGACAGCUGACAAACUAAAAGCAUUCGUGGGUCUCCUCUAUUUGAGAGGUAUUACGGGCGGUAAAAGCAUGAACCUGGAUGAGCACUGGUCUACUGACUUGGGAAACCCCAUUUUCAAACAGACAAUGUCUCUGCAGAAAUUCCGAGAUAUCAUGCGCUAUCUGCGCUUUGAUGACAAGAACACAAUGGCUGCCCGCCUUGUGACAGAUAAAUUUGCCAUGAUAUCCGAGAUUUUCGAUAAAUUUGUGAAAAACAGUAUUGCCUCUUACACACCCGGUGAGAACAUAACUGUAGAUGAACAGUUGUUCCCUACUAAGUUGCGCUGUCCUUUCACACAGUACAUGGCCAAUAAACCGGACAAAUUUGGUAUCAAAUUCUGGGUGGCCGCUGAUGUCAAAACAAAAUACAUGCUGAACGCAAUACCCUAUCUAGGGAAAGAUGACAGUAGCCCGGCUGGUCAACGGUUAUCGGACAAUAUUGUGAUGCGUCUGAUGGAGCCUUUCCUGGGGGAAGGAAGAAAUGUCACAACAGGCAAUUUCUUCACCUCGUUGGCACUGGCAAACAAUCUUUUGGCGGACAAAACCACCAUUGUUGGCACAAUGGAUAAAAACAGACGAGAGUUGCCCCCUUGUACACAGGCACAGUCUGAAAGAUUUUCCACCAAGGUGCUGAGGGCUGGAAAAGUUACACUGACCAUUUACCAGGCGAAGCCAAAGAGAAACGUAUGCAUCCUGAGCACAAUGCAUCAGACAGUUUCAACUGAUAAUGGUGCAAAGAAACUGCCUGAAACACUUUCCCACUACAACAGCACUAAAGCUGGCGUUGAUGAUAUGGAUAACAUGGUACGGCUGUAUUCGGUAAAUGGAGGCAAAUGCCGUUGGCCUGUGGCUGUGUUUUACAACCUCCUAGACCUGGCUGUGAUUAAUGCACACGUUCUGUACAAACAGUGCAUGAACGUCACCAUAAGCAGAAGGAAAUUUAUUCUGGAGCUGGUGAAAGAGCUGUGUGCGCACCACAAAAUGGCAAGGGCAACGGGGGCGAUAGCACGUAAGCGACUUUUGCCUGAAACCCCUUCUCCGCCUGCGAAAAGGAGACAGUGCCAAAUCGGCAGAUGUUCGGGGAACAAAACUUGUGACAUCUGCCAGACAUGUAAGCGACUUGUCUGUGGCAAAUGCUCCAAGAACGCACCGAAGCUGUGCUCGGAAUGUUGA